AUGGAGAGUACUGCGGUCAACGUAAAAGAAGAAGACACUGUUCCCGUUGUCGCUACCGUUGAAGUCGCCGUUAUCGUUUCCGAUGUGGCAAAACCAAUUGUAGUGAGUGAUGCAAUUGUUCCACUGAUGAAGGUAGACAAAGAAAUGAUUAUGACCACUAAUGAUGUUGACCAUGUGGUGGUCAGCAAACUAGCCGUUGUGACAAACGAAACUACAAUUACCGUUAACGCCAUUAGUAACAAUCCCGGAGUCGGAGAAGAUCAAUUAAAUUUAACCAUGCCAUCUGCAAAAAUAUCGACUAAUGAGGCAGAUGAGAUUAAACACAAUCUAGGUGAAAAAGUUUUGGAUGAGCAACAGAAACUUGAGACAGCUACAGUUGAAAAGGAUGUUGUUAUAAAUGAUAAUUCUGAUAUAAACCUAGAUAGCUCUGUAAAAACAAAGUCAGGUGAUGGUAAUGAAGACUAUAGUGAAGGAACUCAAGAUCCUGCAGCACCUGCAGAACCUGAAGUACCUGUGUCCGUGGAUGAUGAUACUAAUGAUCCACAGUACAUACCUAGGAGUGGACUAUUCUACGAGCAUGAAGACCGCAUGGCAUAUAGUACAACAAGCUCUGAAGGAUCAGAAUCAAUUAAUGAAUAUGAAGAAGAUUCAGGAGAUGGCAAUAGAAUUUCUGAUCAUCGCAGCAUUACAAGACGAUAUAUGAGCAUUAAAAAACAAAAAUCAGUGACUCCAGUAAUUACUGUCGAAAACACCGAUUUAGCAGGUGGGGAUGGAAUAUUGUCAACUAAAAAAGUCUUGGCCAUAUAUAAGGUUGCUCCUACAAUAAAAGACUCUCAAACUGCUGAUGGAUUAACUAAAAAACUCAGUGUAGGUUUUAGAAAAUAUCGUAACUUAGAUGCUCUGGAUAAGUGGACACAUGAUAUGUAUGAUGAAAAUGAGCAGACACCUAAAAGCCGUGAUGAGUUACUGGCCUAUUAUGGAUAUGACAUACGGGAAGAAUCAGAGGCGCCUCGAGCUCGACGUCACCAUAAAUAUGGGCGAGCUGCCACCACCAAAAAUACUCGUAGUUAACAGGAUACAAAAGCUUACACUGGUGCUGCUGGCGGCCAACAGUCUAUGAAAGUUAAGCGUGGAGGUAUGGAUCGACGAAAUGUCGAUAGUCCGAAUAAGAAAAUCAACAAAUCUACAACUGAUGAGUACACCUCUGAAUUCCCAGCCUUGGAUGAUACGAAAAAAUCAGAGCCUACUGCUUCAAAUGAGUCUCCUACAGUUGCAGAAGUCUCAAAUCAGAAUCAAGAACAACAACCGAAAACACUUUCUGUUCAGAAUGAAGAAAAAAAAUCUGUGGAUUCAGUUGUGGAAACCACCAGCCAGGCUCGGCAUCACACUCCGUCAUCCCGAGCAACUUCAAAAUAUAGUACAAAUUCCCCUACAAAUCGUAGCAAUCGCCAGGAUCAGCAAAAUGGUGGUCCUUCUUCUUCAUCGUCAUCAACUAAUACUAAAAAUUAUUUCAACCGGUCUUCAACAGAGUCUCCAAUUGGCAAAGAGAAAGGCGCUCAAGUAAAUCGAGACUCUCCAACAGCUAACUCAAACUUCUUUAAUCGUAGACCACAACAAAACAGUGGUGGCCAUAAUCAACAUCAUAAUAAUAAGCAUCAACACUACAACAAUAGUCAAAGCGGUCAAGGACAUAACCACCAGCACCAAAAUUCUUCGCCUUCAGUAUCUCGUGGCCGUAAUUUCCAUCAACAUCAAACUUCGCAACAAUAUAAUCGUGAUAGAUAUUUUUCUAAAGGAUCAACACCUUUAUCUUCAUCCAGUUCAAAUCAACACAACUACGAUCAGCAGCAUCAUUCUGCAGCACCUACUACAGCUGCCACAGCACGUAUGAAAAAUGGUGGUGGACAUAAUCAAAACUAUAAGAAUCGUCAAUAUAAAAAGAAAAAUCAACAAGUUGAACCACUUCCACCACCAACGCCGGUUGUACGAAGCUUAAAACGGUACUCAGUUCAAACCCGCAGGAAGCUCCCUGACCCUGUGCUAAAUUUUGGCGGAAUAUCUAAGAUACCUCAGCCACAGCCUCCAACUGCUCAUAAACAAAACUGUUUAGUUAUGCAAGACCAACAAAUGAAACCUGCGUCUCAAGAAUUAUUACAACAUCAAUCACCAGCGCUAUUGCAAACACAGCAGUAUCACCAACUCUCAGAACAAAUACUUCAUAACAUGGUUCUAGAUCACAACACCGGUAUGAUGAGUAUGACUGCUGCUGAUCCAUCUAUCUACCAUCAUCAAAGUGCUGAAAAUCAGAAUGCAGCUAUUUACCAACCAGUACAAACAGGUACUACAGUUGUAACAUCAUUUUCAUCUGGAACACAAUCUUUACAACAACCAAAAAUCUUUACGACAACUACUUAUCAACAACAGCAACUGUCACAACAACAGCCUUCUCCAAGAAGUGUCAAUCUGGCUAUGCCCAUAGUGCCACCACCUCCAGAACCCAAACAACAACUAGAUUUGAAAACCAAUUAUCUUACAACAGCUUCAACCAAUUAAGAACAGCUUCCAUAA
This is a messenger RNA of Myzus persicae (green peach aphid), 2568 nucleotides long. Its product is annotated as protein CASC3-like. Gene Ontology annotation, biological process: mRNA processing. Gene Ontology annotation, molecular function: mRNA binding. Gene Ontology annotation, cellular component: exon-exon junction complex. The record is from RefSeq and is a predicted model, not a curated record. Lineage: Eukaryota; Metazoa; Arthropoda; Insecta; Hemiptera; Aphididae.